AUGGAUGCACUCAAUACAUUCUCACAGGAAAGGUUGCCAGAAGGGGCUGUUGUUGUGCUGGUGAUCCUUGCUUCAGAUAAAACUUCACUAUUACAAUUCAGUGGGGAUCAGGAAGUGUGGCCCAUGUACUUGACCCUUGGAAACAUCUCCAAAGACAUCCAACAUCAGCUAUUGAAACAUGCUGCUAUCCUAAUCACUUACUUACCUAUCUCAAAACUGGAGUGUUUCACACAGGACAUCCAGUCAGCUGAACAUUACUGCCUAUUCCGCUACUGCAUGACACAAGUACUAGAGCCACUGGUCAGUGCAGGACAAGAUGGAGUUGAGAUUACUUGCCCUGAUCAUCAAGGAGGUGGUAUGCAUCCAAUUGUGGCUACAUAUAUUGCUGACUUUCCAGAGCAGUGCCUCAUAGCAUGCUGCAUGGAGAAUUGCUGCCCAAAAUGCACCAUUGGAUGUGACAAGUAUGGAGACAUGAGAACAUCUGUGCCAUGCAAACAAGAUCAACAAUCAAAUACCUGCAGCUGCACUCCAAGGGUGAAUUGA
This is a messenger RNA of Suillus subaureus, 543 nucleotides long. RefSeq lists its product as uncharacterized. Bases 1 to 543 code for a protein of 180 amino acids. NCBI's taxonomy places the organism in Eukaryota, Fungi, Basidiomycota, Agaricomycetes, Boletales, Suillaceae. The transcript has 2 exons. The record is from RefSeq and is a predicted model, not a curated record.